AUGUUGCUAAUAUAUUUGCUCGGGUUGUUUUGUGGUGUGCACAGCGCGUUAUAUUAUGACUCGUAUACAGGAACAGAGAUUACGAGGGAAGAUGUGAAAAAGCACGAUAAAGCGAAUACAACAUUUUGGUGCGUAAAUGAGAUCGAACCAUGCAACCCUACAGAAGGACGGCGUGUCGAUGGUUCCUGCAAUAACCUAAAGCAUCCCUCAAGAGGCGCUACGCAUACACCCUUUGUAAGGCUUCUUCCAGCUGUUUUUGACAAAAAUUUCGAACCAAGAAAAUCAUCAUCUGGUAAUGACCUACCUCUCGCUCGAUACCUCAGGACUCGCCUCAUAUCAGUGGGCCAAGUUCCAAGCACAAUCUUCACGAUGCUGGCUGUGCACUACUUUGUAUUCAUGUCUGCUGACGUCCUCUCCUUGCAUGACACUGUAAACUAUAUUGCAUGGAAGCCGUACUGCUGCACUGAGAAAGGCAAGACGGAUCACAUGUGCGUUCCUAACAAGAUACCUGAAGAUGAUCCUGUCCAUAGGUUCUCCGGUAUCCGUUGCUUAAACAUGACUAGACCCGAGUCAUUCCAGAGUAUUGGAUGUGUAAAGAAUGACACAGUACCUGAUAGGAUAGUCUCAUCAACUCCUCUACUAGAUUUGUCUGUCAUAUAUGGCAACCUACUACCGCCUUUGCUACAAAAAGGUCGCCUAUUCACAGGAGGUCUGGUAAAAACUGAGGUUGAGGAAGGAAGGAUAUGGCCUCCAAGUUAUAAGACUCAAGCGAAUGUGUGCUUUUUAAACCAGAGACCUAAAGAAACCAGAUGUCAUCAAAUGGCUGAGGAUAGUUCGAACACGCUAGCAGGAAUUAAUUUGGUAUCAAUAUGGUUCUGGAGGUAUCAUAACUUUAUUGCCACUGAACUAGCCAAGGUCAACCCCUGCUGGGAAGAUGAGAAACUGUUUGAGACAGCAAGAGACAUAAAUAUUGCAGUAUCGCUACAAAUUUAUUACUACGAGUUAUUGCCAGUGUUCUUUGGUUUUGACAAUAUGGCUGAAGAUGGCGUGAUCGAUCGCAUCGGUGGAUUCAGGGACCUGUACGAUGAGAACAUACCACCACAAUUGUCCCUGGAAUAUCCGUUUGCAUUAAGAUGGGUGCAUAAUAUCCAAGAUGGUACUUUAAAGCUCCACGACGAAGAAGGGCACUACCUAAGACAAUUCCCCAUCAUGAAUCUGACCAUGAGGACUGGUUUCUUGGCUGUUGACAACAAUAUAGACUAUUUGACACAGGGCAGUUUCAGACAAGGCAGCGCUAAAAUCGACUACAUAGCGGAUCCUGAGGUGACGGAACGAGGUCUAGGCCCUCAUCAAAAAGUGUCAGAUAUAGUAACAAAUGAUUUGUCCAAAAACCGUUACUUUGGAUUCCAACCUUACGUCAAUUACAGACAGUUUUGUUUCAAUAAACGGAUUAAGAGCUUCGACGAUCUUCACGGCAUCAUUGAUGAAGAGAGAAUAGAGGUGUUAAGAGAAAUGUACGAAAAAGUUGAAGACAUAGACCUACUGGCCGGUAUUUGGACGGAGAAACCAAUGCGUGGUGGUUUCGUACCUCCUACAUUCUAUUGUCUGGUUAUAGAUCAAUUAAAACGUAAUAUUUACUCCGACAGGCACUGGUAUGAAAGGCCUAACCGACCAAAUGCGUUUACUUUCCCUCAGUUGGCUCAAAUAAGAAAGGUCACGAUCGCAAGAAUGCUGUGUGAUGUUGGAGACACCGUGAAAAGAAUUCAACCGCACGCUUUCCUGAAAGCUGGAUUUAAGAACCCGAUAGGUGAUUGCAAACACAUCAUGAGCAUGGACUUCUCCACUUGGAAAGAUGAUUCUUGCGGCGCCGGCGGUGGAUUCUUCGAUCAUCUCUUUGAACAAGUAGUUGAAAAACGUUAA
This is a messenger RNA of Arctia plantaginis, 1920 nucleotides long. Lineage: Eukaryota; Metazoa; Arthropoda; Insecta; Lepidoptera; Erebidae. The record is from the annotation of a GenBank genome assembly.